Molecule: messenger RNA, 5936 nt
Organism: Beta vulgaris subsp. vulgaris (sugar beet)
Lineage: Eukaryota; Viridiplantae; Streptophyta; Magnoliopsida; Caryophyllales; Amaranthaceae
Exons: 18
Coding region: 301-5730 (1809 amino acids)
Biological process (GO): 5S class rRNA transcription by RNA polymerase III; transcription initiation at RNA polymerase III promoter
Cellular component (GO): transcription factor TFIIIC complex
Molecular function (GO): DNA binding
Source: RefSeq, a predicted model, not a curated record
AUCAAAUCCCGAGGGGAAAAAAGCACUGCUAAAACCCUGAAAUUCCCCGUCUUUCUUUCUCCAACUCCUCGAACCUUAGACCUUCUACCCUUCCACCAUCUUCCUCUUCAAAACCCCCCAAAUCCAAAACCGCCUAACCGUUUAACUUCAAUUCCCGCCACCACUAACCUCCAAUUUCUCACUCCAACGUUCAAAUAUCUUCCUAAUCCCAAAUUACAAAACCCUAAACUACUCUCAUCAUCAUCAUCAUCAUCACGUCACCGUCAAUUUCCGAUGAUCAUAAAAUCACAGUGAAAAUCAAUGGACACGAUCGUCCACGCUGCACUCGAGGAGAUCUGUUCUCAAGGCGUUAAUGGCCUCUCACUCUCUCUCCUAUGGCCCCGCCUUCACUCUUCUCUCUCCUCUGCUGGGCUCCACAUAUGCGUCGCCGUUAAACGGGCCGUGUGGUCGGGCCUCACAGCUGUUCCAGGCCUCCAGUUCAAGUACCCGAACGGGCCGGAAUUCGACCCGAAAUCGAAGUCGUUGGAGGAGUGUGAGGGUUUGGAAUUGAAGGUGUUUGCGAAUGAGCAGCUCCGCAAGUGCUUCGUUGGGCUAUAUGAUGUUAAGGCUUCCAAUAUUACCUCUCCUCAGCAACGAGUCCUUGAGCGUCUCGCCCUUGCUAGAGAAAAUGGAGUGACACAGAAUCAACUCUGCAAGGAACUUGGAAUUGCUGGAAACAAUUUCUUUUAUGUGGUCAAAAGGCUUGAAUCCUGGGGAUUAAUUGUUAGGCAGUCAACAAUAGUGAGGACAAAAGAAGCGUCCAGUGAUAAGGAGCCAAAGAAUAGUCAACCAGUGCACACCAAUUUGAUCCGCUUACAUCGUUAUGCAUUUCCCUUGAGCUCUCAGCAAAGACUUGAGAUUACCAAAGAGAACAAGAAUUCGGAGGAAAACUUUGGAGAGAAUGUCCAUGGAGCAGAUCUCCUUGAAGAAUGUGGCCAAGAUGAUGUGCUUGUCAAGGAUUUCUUGCCUGCAAUCAAAGCUGUUUGUGAUAGACUUGAUCAAGCUGAAGGCAAGGUUCUGGUGGUCUCAGAUAUUAAGCAGGAACUUGGCUAUCGAGAAACGCGGGGACAUAGAGCUUGGAGAAAUAUUUGCAAUAGGUUGAAGCAGGCUGGUCUUGUUGAAGUAUUUGAGGCUAAAGUAGAUAGAAAAGUUGAAACCCCUACGAAAUCGAAAAAGAGCAGAUCUAGAGGGCAAAAUAAGCCUGUUAGCUGUUUGCGACUACUGAAGAAGUUUUCUCCAAAGCUCUUUCAACAAAAAGUUCCAGAUUGCGAGUAUGACAAUCUUGUCUCAGAGCAGACUACCACAUCUGGAAACCGAGUUCUAAACAUGGAGCAGUUAGUGGAACUUUCUCUCGAGCAACAAAUUAUUGACAUGAUUGAUGCAGAAGGAUCAAAGGGGCUGCUUGGAGUUGAGGUAUGCAGAAGGCUUGGAAUCAGCACUAAAAUGCUCGACAAUAUGACCAAUACUAUGGUCUCUCGGUUUGGUUUGCAUCAACUUUCAGAAAACCGUAAAAGAGGGUCAGCUUAUCGAUUUUGGACACGAGGAAACUUCUGUCCUGAAUUACCUAAUUCUUCUUUCACCAGAUUACAAGACGGUCCUGAAGGGCAUGAAUUGGCUUCACUUCUUUCUCAAGGGCCAUCUCACUGUAUAAACUCUCAAAGAACCACUACUGACAUGGAUGCCUUAAACUCACAAAAAUGGCUGAUUGGAGAAACUACAGAAAACAGAGAUGGUGAAGGAGUUCUUAACUAUGAAUCGCAGCAGAGCAGAGAAUCAUUGCAAAUGGUUGCUUAUCCCGGAGGUUCACCAGGUUUGCCUGAUGAUAUGAGCAUUAUUAUACCUGGUGCAGCUCAUGGAGUUGAAUGUAGUAGUACAACUGAGGCUCCAGCUAGUCCAUUACCCAAGCCAUUUAACCUUCUAGAAGGCCAGAGAUAUCCAUCACUAACCAGUGCCCAAAGGGAGAUACGGAUCCUUGAAAGGAUCAAGACUGAGAAAAUCAUUAUAAAACCUGAGUUACAACGAUGGCUUGAAAGUUUUGAGAAGGACAAGAAGACAAGAAUGGAUAGAAGGACCUUGACACAUUGUCUGAAAAAGCUUGAAAAAGAAGGGAAGUGUAAACUCAUGGUCUUUAGCAUACCAGGUGUCUCAAAUUGUGGCCAUCACCGUGAAAUUCUUGUGGCUCUUCAUCCGUCUGUUGAAGGUUCAGCUAGCGAACUGUCGGAUCAAGUGCAUAAUAAACUGAGAUCUUUCGAGAUGCAAAUUCGCGGUGCCUUAUCUCAUACAAAGAAGGAAGUUCCCGUACCUAUACUUCAUGGGAUCGAGAGGAUUCAGAUCAAUGCAAACUCAGAUACUCAAAGUGUUAAAUCAGAAGUUAUGCGUGCUAAUGGAUUUGUCUUGGCAAAAAUGGUUCGCACAAAGCUCCUGCAUCGGUUUUUAUGGGGUUAUGUGAGAAAUUCAGGUACAUCCACUGAGAUAUCAUCAUUGACAAAAAAUGUGAAUCCCCUAAAAAACCCACAGAGCUCUUGUUUAUUGUUUGGGUUGGAUGCUGCAAUCAAGGCUAUGCCCUUUGAACUUUUUCUGCAAGUAGUAGGUUCUGCUCUUAAAUGGACAGAUAUGAUUGAGAAGUGCAAGACUGGCCUUCUUCUGUCUGAUUUUUCCAAUGAGGAGUACAAGAAUCUGAUGGAUACCCGAGCAACUGGAAGGCUGUCCUGGCUUAUUGAUAUUUUGCGUCGUCUUAAGCUUAUCCGGCUGGUAGCUGAUGAAAGUCCCAAAGAUGCUACCAAGAUCUCACAUGCCAAACUUAUUUAUGCUUUAGAGCUUAAACCAUACAUUGAGGAACCAUCAUCAAUGGACUUGCUGCCUCGAGGUUCUGGUUCUCUUGACCUUAGGCAACAUUAUAGGCACGACUUUGUGUUGUCCACCAGCGAAGCUCUAGAAAAAUAUUGGCAGACUUUGGAGUAUUGUUAUGCUGCUGCUGACCCGAAAGCUGCUCUACGUGCAUUCCCUGGAUCAGUGGUUUUGGAGGUUUGUCUUUAUCGAUCAUGGACUACAGUCAGGGUCAUGAAGGCAGAGCAACGUGCUGAGCUCCUGAAGCGCAUUAAGGAUCAGCAAGGCAAAAAGCUCAGCUUCCAGGAAUGUAGAGAAAUCGCCAAGGAUCUCAAUCUUUCUUUAGAGCAGGUGCUUCGUGUGUACUAUGAUAAUCGGCAACAGCGUCUUAACAGAUUUCAGGGAGACUUGAAUAUCCAGCGUGUGGUGUCAGAUGCUAGAAGUGAUUGGCAUCCUCAUUCUCGACGCAAACUAAAGGUAUCUGCAGAAGGAAGAUCAGCAAAGCGUACAAAAGUCGAAACUACAAGUGAAUCCUGUGAAGAUAGUCAAGAGGAGAACAUGGAGGAUAUUGAAGUUGUCAAUCAGCAGGAACACCAGGAGUCAUUAAUUGGCAAGCGUAUCAUGCCAAUGUUGAAACAAACACGUCAACAAAAGUUCACAUGGACAGAAGAAGCAGACAGGCUUUUACUAAUUCAGUAUGCAAGACAAAGAGCGAAGCAAGGUGCAAGGCGUGGCACAGACUGGGCUUCAAUAAGCGACCUUCCUGCUCCUCCAAGUACGUGUCGCAGAAGAGUAUCUGUUCUGAAGAGGGACAUAAAUUUUAGAAAAUCUUUGAUGAGGCUGUGUAACUUGCUUACUCAGCGGUAUGCUCAGCAGCUGGAUCAUGAAAACAACUUAAUGACUAAGGAGUGUGGUCAAGAGUCUGAUUGUCAGGGACAGCACUGGGAUGAUUUUGAUGAUAGUCAGAUUAAGUUAUCCCUUCAUGAGGUUCUUGUGCAGAAGCAAAUGAUGAAAUUGGACUCCACCAAGAGAAGUGAAUCUGCAUCUCAGGGAACCCACAAUCCUGUGGCAUGCAGUCCUAGUGAGUUCGACAAUGACUCUGAAAAGCAACAAGUUGGUUCCAGUCGAAGAUCCAGACGUCAUCGCCUUACUCAGAAAUUUGUGAUGCAUUUGAAGGAGGGAGUUAGCAUUACAAGACGAAUGAAUCAAUCAUUAGCUGUUUCUUGUGCUGUUGAGCUUUUCAAGCUGGUCUUCUUGACCAACUCAAAAUCAGAAGAAAUGCCAAAUUUGUUGGCAGAAACUUUAUGUUGCUAUUCAGAGCAUGAUCUUUUCUCAGCUUUUGACUACCUCAGGCAGAAAAAAAUCCUGGUUGGAAGUGGUCCCAGUCAGCCAUUUGUCCUGUCCCAAAAUUUCCUGAGGAGUCUUUCACUGUCUCAAUUUCCAGCUAAUACGGGGAAGCGAGCUGCUAAGUUAGCAAACUGGAUAAGUACAAAGGAGAAGGAAUUAAUGGAAGGCACGAUAGAUCUACCUUCAGAUCUACAGUGUGGAGAUGUUCUGCAUUUGUUUGCUCUAGUUUCUUCUGGAGAGCUGUGCAUAUUGCCAGUCCUUCCUCUUGAAGGUGUUGGAGAGGCUGAGGACUCCAGAAGUACGAAACGUAAAUAUGAUGAUCAUGAAUCUGAUGAUAGUGGUGUGAGCAAGAAACAUAAAUGUCACUCUUUGCAAGAAUGUGAGAUCUUUUCCCGCCGAGAGAAAGGCUUCCCUGGUAUAAAAGUUUCUCUGAACCGAGCAACAAACUUAAGGUGCAGCAUUGUUGAGUUUUUUAAAGAUGUAGAUAAUGCAACCCUAUUCAGUAAGAAUGAUCAAUUCUAUGCGACUCUAGGUCAGAAAGUUAGCUGUACAUCAUCUUCUAUUGAUGGUGCCAAAGAACCUCAUGAUCUUGCCAGUGUUGUCCCAGCUACUAUAAUUUCUGGUGAUUCACUAUGGGAGGUUAUUACAAACUACAUUAUCCAAGACCUGGCCAAACAUAGUAAUGAAAAAUAUCUUCAAUUGCAUCCAGAGCUUAUCAAAACUGCGUAUACUAAUGUUCAGGAAGCUGGUGACCAGGGCUUAAGUAUGUCAAAGGUUUCUGAGUGCUUGGGCAUGCAAGGUACAGUUGUGGCUGAACAUGUUAUUGAUGUGCUUCAAUUAUUUGGCCUUGUUUUGAAGGUCAAUGGUUACAAUACUGUCCAUGUCGUGGACGGUCAAUACCGUACCAAGUACUUUCUGACCUCAAAGGCAACUUGUUCACAAGAUCUUGGAUUGGCUUCAUGUUCAGUUACUCAGAGGGAUGCGACAACAGUUAUGGUUGAAGAGAGUGCAAAGCGUGAGCAUGAAGGUGAAGCACAUAGUCUAAUUCUAUCUGAAGAAGUGUCGCCACUCUCUAAUGCAGUUCAGGAUCAUAAAAAGCUUCAGGAAUGCAGUACAACUAGUAGAACAUCCACUGUAGGGAGGAAGGAGAACCAAAACUUUGAUGACUCGGUUGCGACUUUUCAGCCAAUAUUGCCUUGGAUCAAUGGAGAUGGAACUAUAAAUGGGAUUGUAUACAGGGGCCUUACACGCCGUAUACUUGGUAUUGCGACUCAAAAUCCUGGCAUACUUGAGGAUGAUAUUCUCAGCCAAAUGGAAGUAUUAAAUCCACAGAGUUGCCGAAAGCUGUUGGAUUUAAUGGUUUUGGAUAAUCACCUCAUUGUCCGAAAGAUGAGUCAAAGCACUUCUCCUGCACCCCCUGCCUUGCUGGGUAGUCUUUUUGGCAGCAGCUCUACAAAACCCAAGUUUGUUCAUCAACAACAUUACUUUGCAAAUCCAAUGAGUACUCAGUUACUGUAAUGCUUACAGUUUGGCUUAUAGUAGCUGUCAUAUGCUGCGAGGGAACUCUUAGUCUUUUCUCUUUGAUGUUCAGGAGGGUGAGUGGCUUCUCUGCUCCUGUUGUAAGUUCUCAAUCAAUGUAAUAUAUGGGUUUUACUGUUGUAUGCAGAAUAUUUAUAGCUACAUAAUGGCAUAUAUGGCUCAAGAUUUUCUGCCUUUGUUUGAAA